AUGGCCCCUUAUCGUAAUGUGAGGUAUUGGCUUGGAGAUUUUUGUCAAAGACGUGCAUUGACCAAUAAAGAAAAAUUUAACCAUGGACAUGCAAAACUUCGAAAUGUAAUUAAGUGUGGUUUUGGUGUUUUGAAAGCACGCUUCCGUAUAUUGAAGAGGAUGGCACCAUUCCCGUUUGUGACACAAAGAAACAUUGCCAUGGCAUGUUUCGCGCUUCAUAAUUUUAUAAGGAGAGAAGGACUGAGUGAUGAGUAUUUCGCACGAUACGAUGAAACCAAUGUCUCGUUUCGAAAUAACAAUGUGUUCGUUGAUGAUGAUGAUGAUGAUGAAGGGAUUCCAACACAUGGUACUACAACAGACCGUGAAUAUAUGACACAGUUACGGGAUGAAAUUGUUGAUCAGUUGAUGUACAAUAUAGAUUGA
Molecule: messenger RNA, 423 nt
Organism: Lactuca sativa (garden lettuce)
Lineage: Eukaryota; Viridiplantae; Streptophyta; Magnoliopsida; Asterales; Asteraceae
Source: RefSeq, a predicted model, not a curated record